AAAAAUGUCAUCAGAUAACCAGUGGUCAGCAGAUGAGGAUGAAGGUCAAUUAUCCCGGCUGAUCAGGAAAUCUAGAGACUCCCCCUUCGUGCCUGUCGGGAUAGCGGGCUUCAUGGCUGUGGUGUCCUAUGGUCUUUACAAGUUAAAGUACAGAAGAAAUCAGAAAAUAUCCAUUCACCUUAUUCACAUGAGAGUUGCUGCCCAAGGAUUUGUUGUAGGAGCUGUGACUCUAGGUGUUCUCUACUCUAUGUAUAAGGAUUACAUUAGACCUCGGUUCUUCAAUGUGUCCAAAAAGUGAAGCUGCAUACAAAAAAAUAAAAGAAGGCUUCUGGAAACGAUUAUGAAGAAUGAAUUUUCAAUAUAUAGCAAAUUGUAUUGCAGAAGUAUUAGAGUUUUCACAGCCUGGUAUAGAAGUCUCAAUUGUUUAAGAAGUUGACUUCCAACCCAAGAAUCAUAGUCAACUCAAAAAUAUCCUUGAUGAUGUCUUUCAGAACCUAGAGCAUGAUUUUCUGACUUAAAAUUUUUUAUUUUGUGGUUAGUGACAGAAAAUUAUCUAUUUUAUGAUGAACCAACCUUAAAAUUAGGAGUUAGCUAUCCAUAGUGGCUACAGAAAUUUUCUAUAUCCAUAUCAAAAGUGACAAUCUAUUCAUUGCUUAAUUCUCCCCAAAUAACUAAGGCUUUCAUAAACUCGUUUUUAGAAUGGGCAACAAUUACAUCAGAAGAGAAUGGCCAUGCUAUUUAAAUAUGGUUCACCACUGUGCACCUCACCCUUACACAGAAACGUGACUAUUCUAAAAAGAUGUAUUAGACUGUGUUGAACUCAUAACUGUCAUGACUCAGAUUUACUCCCUUCACACUCCAUGCCUGACAGAGAAAACGAACAGCCUGACCAGCACGGUUCAGUGGGUGAGUGUUGACCUAUGAACAUGGUUCGAUUCCCAAUCAGGGCAUGGU
Pipistrellus kuhlii (Kuhl's pipistrelle) is the source of this 954-nucleotide messenger RNA. RefSeq names its product HIG1 hypoxia inducible domain family member 1C (gene HIGD1C). The transcript is spliced from 3 exons. Gene Ontology annotation, biological process: mitochondrial respirasome assembly. Gene Ontology annotation, cellular component: mitochondrion. The record is from RefSeq and is a predicted model, not a curated record. NCBI's taxonomy places the organism in Eukaryota, Metazoa, Chordata, Mammalia, Chiroptera, Vespertilionidae. Bases 5 to 298 code for a protein of 97 amino acids.